Stylonychia lemnae is the source of this 2298-nucleotide messenger RNA. Lineage: Eukaryota; Ciliophora; Spirotrichea; Sporadotrichida; Oxytrichidae. The record is from the annotation of a GenBank genome assembly.
AUGGAUUACGCGAAAAAUUAGAACAUUGAAGAUGCAGACUUUGAAAGGCAUUUCGAUGAAUCUGUGGAGAGUCCUCUCUUUCAUAAGCAUAAAAGCAAUUUAGAUUAUAAGUAAUUGAGUCCUGUCAGCUUUAAGGACUAGGAAUUAGAUCCUAAUCAAGGAAGCUUACCAAAGAAAAAGAAAUUAUACCUAUUAAUGAGACAGGCAAACAAGAAUGAUUUUCAUGACUAGAAGUAUGCAUAGUCUUUUGGCAAGUAGCUAUCACAAGGUUCCUCUAUAUUUAAACUGGGGAGUGGAGCUACUACUCCAACUCAUCCUAGUCAACCAGCAUUAAGUCUUUAGAAUAAAGCUAUGACUGGUAAGAAUAGCGAACUAAACACAUAUGCCUAGAAAGGAAAGGAUUAAAACAUGUUAAUGGUUGCAAAGUAGCCAGAUGUUGAUCGUAGAUAUUCUCAUUAGAAGAUCAACAAGCAAGAUUUAAUGGUAGUCAGGAAUUUCAGUGAAGAUAUGAACUAUACAAGCAAUAAGAGCUAAUAAAACAACAAUAAUAAUACAAAUAAUCACAACAAUAAGAAGGAUGAAAAUGAAAUAUAUAAGAAUUUAAAGAGAGAUGAUAAAGGAGGGAUUGUCAGUAGAUCAGUCGUAGGUUCAUCCGAUUUAAUGUAGUAAAUAAUACAGUCAAAGCAGCCAAAGGUUCUGGAGAAUUAAGUUACUCAAAGCAGUUCCUAAAGAAUUAAAAAUCAGCUGUUUCACACUCAACAAACUGGAGGUCAAAUGGCAGCGAUGAGAAGAGUCUCAACAUUAAAUCCUAAUAUUCAAGGAGCACUCUCAUUCCCACUAGCCUUAUUUGCUCCAAAUCUAAGUCAGGAAUUUGAUAUUAACUAGAAAUAACCUGACCUCUAGUCUGAUAAAUCUCAAAAUGGCUCUGCUCCUAAGUAAUCAAUUCAAGCCAUUGUAUCAACUUCAAACAAGCAAGGUGUGACAGCUUAAUUACAAAAGAAACUCUUGAAUUCAGAUUUUAUUAAGGACAAUUUUUCCGCUUCAGGAGACUUUCUGCAGCACAAACAUUUUUCAACAAUCAAAUCACGCAUUUAUACUGCUUAGUUUGAGGAUGAAAGGAAUCUGGAAAAACACAGUGAGAUUCAAAAUGUAUGGGCCAGCUAGGAAAAGUUUCUUAAUAAGAGAGUUAUGAGAAAUUGUAAGAGUAGCUGUUCACUCAUGAGGGCGCAAGAUAUAUUCCGUGGAAAGUAGCUCUUCCUUGAGAAAGUGUCCAGUUCAAAGGAAUUGAUAAAUGGUUUCUCAGAGAACGACUGGUAUGGAUCGCUAAGGGAAGAUUACCAAGUACUUGAAAAUUAGAAAACAAACACUUGGAAAACUCUCUGGGCCAAUAAGGAAAGUGAGACUGAAUCUAAAUUUAACCAGAUUAAGACAAUGGAACCUAAAGAAGUAAAAACUAGUGGUUACACACACUUGAAUUCAAGGACACCUUUAAAUUUUCUCUGUUCUACUGAUCCGAAGCCCGCAUGGAAGGUAUAACUUGAUAAGAAAACUAAUCAAUAUAAGUAGAUUUUAAGAGCUAAUAUGAAGUCUAAUUACUAGUAGGCAAGACCACAGGGUUAAGCGUUUGGAAUGACAGCUACUUCUAUAAACGAUCAAAACUUUCUUCAAACUACAAUUAAGUCUUAUGAUCAAAAUAUUUAAGAAUGGAUUGAAAAACCUGUAUAAUUUUUGUAGCCUUAUAUUGAGGAUGUAAUUGACUCAGUCAACAUUGCUAAGAUUGAUUACAAGCAAUUUAUAAAGUAGCUGAAGCAGUAUUGUAUGGACUCAGAUAAAAAUUUGAGUCAAAAUACUGUAAACUAAUUCUUUGGAAUUGAGGGAAUAUAGGGUCAGAGUAAAUUAAACAUAGAAAAGAAUUCUAAUUUGGGAUAGUUUAUUAAGAAAAACAUGAGAUACUUUAUCUAAACUAAUUUUGGUAAUCUCCUGUCUAAAGAUGAUCCAAAGUAGAUGAAUCAACAGAAUCAACAGCAGGCUAAUAGCAUGAAUAGAUCUCCUAGUCUUACAAAAAUGCGUACAUUGAGCUCAAACAAUAACAGUACUAUAAUUCAACAUAAAAGCAAACCUUCAGUUGACAUUCAAUCUGAAAAAUCCCUUCAUAUAAGAAACAGUGACAAAAGAGUUAGUAUUAACAAUCAUAUAAAUGUCGAUGACAAUUACAGCAAUAAUCAGAGAAAGGAUCACCAAGAUGACGAAGAAGAGUAUAUUGAGGUUAAUUAUAACCCCAAACAUUUUUACAAAUGA